Oncorhynchus keta (chum salmon) is the source of this 2026-nucleotide messenger RNA. It is a transcript of the gene hoxd11a, whose product is annotated as homeobox D11a. The transcript has 2 exons. Gene Ontology annotation, cellular component: nucleus. The coding region runs from base 115 to 966 and encodes 283 amino acids. Lineage: Eukaryota; Metazoa; Chordata; Actinopteri; Salmoniformes; Salmonidae. The record is from RefSeq and is a predicted model, not a curated record. Gene Ontology annotation, molecular function: RNA polymerase II cis-regulatory region sequence-specific DNA binding; DNA-binding transcription factor activity, RNA polymerase II-specific. Gene Ontology annotation, biological process: anatomical structure development; regulation of transcription by RNA polymerase II.
UUUUUUCUCCCUCGCGGGUCCUUUCCACGCGCCUAUGGUGCAAUAGAUAGACAAAGUUUAACACACUCAAGCUGCCAAUUCUAUUUCGCUAUAGCAAAAGGGUGAAGGGGAGAGAUGGCGGAGUACGAUGAGCGUGGCAACUGUGCGUCAAAUAUGUAUUUACCGAGUUGUACAUAUUACGUUUCGGCGCCUGAUUUUUCUUCAGUCUCCUCGUUUUUACCCCAGACUACUUCGUGUCAAAUAAAUUUUCCUUAUUCUUCCAACAUAGCUCAAGUCCAACCUGUUCGAGAAGUGUCUUUCAGAGACUAUGGACUGGAUCACUCAAACAAAUGGCAUUACAGGGGCAAUUACGCGUCUUACUACUCAACGGACGAGAUAAUGCACCGAGACUUAAUCCAGUCGUCGAACAGGGCGGAAAUGAUAUUCAAAAAUGAUUCCUUGUACGGCCAUCACGGCGGUACGAGCUCGCCAUGCAAUUUCUUCACAAAUGUCGGCCGAAAUGGGGUUCUUCCACAAGGGUUCGAUCAGUUCUUAGAGACGGUUAACUCUGAGAAGCCCAACCCUGACGACUCAAAACAAAAGACACACUCCAGUCUCCCCGGAGAUGCUGCGUGUAAUAAACAGACUUCAGAUAGGCCUACAUCUGAGGAGUCUAUACGAGACCCAACUGAGGACAUAGACGAAGAUGAUUAUUCGAUAUCAAACUGCGCUGGGGACAAGAACAACGGCCCAAGUUCUUCAAAGUCCAGAAAAAAGAGAUGCCCCUACUCCAAAUACCAGAUCCGAGAACUUGAACGAGAAUUCUUUUUCAAUGUGUACAUAAACAAGGAGAAGCGGCUCCAGUUGUCAAGGAUGUUAAACCUGACAGAUCGACAGGUGAAGAUUUGGUUCCAGAACAGAAGAAUGAAAGAGAAAAAGCUCAACCGGGACCGGCUUCAGUAUUUCACUGGGAAUCCCUUAUUCUGAACCCUACGCAUUUGGAGUCAAUAGUUGCUAAAUGCUUCACAACAGAUUGAAUAAAGAGUUUUUUGGGGGACAUCUCAUAAUCUAUCAAAAAAACAGAAGGUGAAACACCUCACAGCAUAAUGAACAUUGCAAACAGGCUGGAUCUAUCUAUGCAAGGCUCUUGGCAUCUGUCACAUAAAUACUUACCUCAAUGAACACAUGAAUCCUGUUAUUUAAAAUACGAUUCAAUCUAGUGAAGAAAUCCUCCAGGAGACCUCGUCAUAAUGUCCAUUUGUAUAUCAUUAUACUAAUUAAUUAUAAUCUCUAGACUAUGCAUAUCUUUUUUAUUUAUUUAAGUUUACAUGGUGGCGUUUGGAUUUUAAAAUAUUGCAGUAAGCAACGCGUACUUUGAGUAGAUUAAUCAGUCAAGUAGGCUACAAUAAGUCAUUUAUAAUAGUAGAAUUAUGUAUGCAUUUAGUAGAAGCAUGUGAUGUAUAUUGUGGUUAUGUGAUAUCAAAAUAAAGUACACAUGGCAAAUGUAGUUAUGCGUUACCUCGUGUAAUUGCAAUCACAACGAACUAAUUUCGUAUAACUUUGGUCAGGAUCCACAUUUGGCAUAGAAAAACAGUUAUGCAUAAUUUCAUACAAUUCAACAAGGUUUUUCAGACUGUACUAUAGGGAUGCUCUUGUCAAAGCAAUCUGAUAUAUUUGUAAAUGACCAAUUGCACUGGCACUAGUAGUUAUAUCAGUAGGCCACAGGACUACACAGUGCAUUUCCUGUUAUUAUAGCCAAGCAGUAGCGCCUCUUACUUGCUUCAACUUCAAAGUUUAGACUAGACCUUUUAUUCCCUUUAUUUUGUCUUACACUUAGGCGGUUUUCUAAACCUUGAACCGUCUAGACAGUAUACUAAAAACUAGCUGUAAAUGUCUAAAUUGGGGGCUAUUGGACCCUCUGGCCACUCCAAAUGCGGCCCUACCCCAAAAUAGUCUAGAAGAAUGCAGUAGGCUACUGUUUACUUGUCAGGCUAUUGAAUUUAAAGGAACGCAAAAUGUACACGAUCAAAACGAUCUAUUACUUUAU